Molecule: messenger RNA, 3581 nt
Organism: Hippopotamus amphibius kiboko
Lineage: Eukaryota; Metazoa; Chordata; Mammalia; Artiodactyla; Hippopotamidae
Gene: PRKAR1A
Product: protein kinase cAMP-dependent type I regulatory subunit alpha
Exons: 11
Coding region: 163-1305 (380 amino acids)
Biological process (GO): regulation of protein phosphorylation
Cellular component (GO): cAMP-dependent protein kinase complex
Molecular function (GO): cAMP-dependent protein kinase regulator activity
Source: RefSeq, a predicted model, not a curated record
ACAGAGAAAGACCGGUGGGGGAGUGGCUGCGAGAAGAAACCUCCCUGCUGCGUCGCCCUCUUAUAAGACCCGAGCUGGCCCUUCCGAUGUCGCCUGCGCUUCCUCUGACUUUCCGAAAGCGGAGCAUACCCGCAACGAAAUAAAAGAAAUACUCUGUGAACCAUGGCGUCUGGCAGCAUGGCCAGUGAGGAGGAGCGCAGCCUCCGGGAAUGCGAGCUCUACGUCCAGAAGCACAACAUCCAGGCGCUGCUCAAGGACUCCAUCGUGCAGCUGUGCACCGCGCGCCCGGAGAGGCCCAUGGCAUUCCUCAGGGAAUACUUUGAGAGGCUGGAGAAGGAGGAAGCAAAACAGAUCCAGAAUCUGCAGAAAGCAAGCUCUCGUGCAGACUCGAGGGAGGAUGAAAUCUCUCCUCCUCCACCCAACCCGGUGGUAAAGGGACGGAGGCGGCGAGGUGCCAUCAGUGCCGAGGUCUACACGGAGGAGGACGCCGCCUCCUAUGUUAGGAAGGUUAUACCGAAAGAUUAUAAGACAAUGGCUGCGUUAGCUAAAGCCAUUGAAAAGAACGUACUGUUUUCACAUCUUGAUGAUAACGAGAGAAGUGACAUUUUUGACGCCAUGUUCCCGGUCUCCUUCAUUGCUGGAGAGACUGUCAUUCAGCAAGGUGAUGAAGGGGAUAACUUCUACGUCAUUGAUCAAGGAGAGAUGGAUGUCUAUGUCAACAGUGAAUGGGCAACCAGCGUUGGGGAAGGAGGGAGCUUUGGGGAACUCGCUUUGAUUUAUGGGACACCUAGAGCAGCCACUGUCAAGGCAAAGACAAACGUGAAACUGUGGGGUAUCGACCGAGACAGCUAUAGAAGAAUCCUCAUGGGAAGCACACUAAGAAAGCGGAAGAUGUAUGAGGAGUUUCUUAGUAAAGUGUCUAUUUUAGAAUCUCUGGACAAGUGGGAGCGUCUCACAGUAGCUGAUGCGUUGGAACCAGUCCAGUUUGAGGACGGGCAGAAGAUCGUGGUGCAGGGGGAGCCGGGUGAUGAGUUCUUCAUUAUUUUAGAGGGUUCAGCUGCUGUGCUACAGCGUCGUUCAGAAAAUGAAGAAUUUGUUGAAGUGGGAAGGUUGGGGCCUUCUGAUUAUUUUGGCGAGAUCGCGCUGCUGAUGAACCGCCCGCGAGCCGCCACCGUGGUUGCCCGUGGCCCGCUGAAGUGCGUCAAGCUGGACCGACCCAGGUUUGAACGCGUUCUCGGCCCGUGCUCGGACAUCCUCAAGCGGAACAUCCAGCAGUACAACAGUUUUGUGUCCCUGUCUGUCUGAAGCCUGCCUCCCUCCGCCUCUCCCCGUCCAGGCUUCCCCACGCAGACUGCUCUCGUCCCUCUUUGCAGCGCCACGUGGCCACUGGCACCGCCGCUUCGCGUCGGUUUCUAUUAAAAGUUGCUUUUAUUGCACUGUUUUUAUUUUGGAGCAUUACCUGCGUGCGCGUCCACAGUUCAAUAAAUAGAAGGAGUUCCGUGGAGACUUGCUGUCCCUGCUUCUCUGUGCAUUGUUAGUGUUCGCCCUGGGCCGCGCGUGCCGUGCUUUCUGGUGAGGUCAGACCCUGCGCCACGUGAAUUACUGUAGAGUCAUGACGUAACAGUGCAGGAUUUUCUUUAACGUGGCACACUUCCUGUUAUCAUAAGCAUAUUCUAGACUGUGGCCAUAUGUGCUGUAUUUCUUUAUAGAAUAAAUGAUUUCUCAGUCAGCUCUGAGGAUUAGCAGAAACAGGUACAGAAAAAUCUUAGUGUAGUAGAAAGACAUCUGGCUGUGUUUAAAUUAGUUAAAGGGUGGAAAAAUGCCCAUUUUUGCUAAUUAUCAGAUGGAGGUGGUCUGUUCAGCUCUUUUUUUUCUUUUUAACAAGAAUUUUUAUUUGUCAGGCUGAUUUGCCUGGUUUUUUUUUCUGUCUUGCUGUUAAUGUUUCCUCUCCAGUGCUAAAAUAUGUUGAGGUGUGGCUACCUAUACCUGCCUUUUGAGUUUCACACCAAAUCAUAAGCUGCAAAUAUUGGGUUACAAUUUAACUGCAUCUGUCUCAGCUUACAGAUUCUGAUUACACCUUCAUUUGUCCCGCUAGUGCCAAAUAUUCAGCAUCAGGUGCUGAAUUGAGAAUGAGAAUUUGAGGUGUGCACGCUUGCUUGUUAACUGAGAGCUUCCGGUCAGUGUACACCCUUCAGUUGCCCCCAGGAUAAUGAUCUCUUACGCGCUCUCUGCACUGAUUCCGGGAGAUUGGGUUUGCUGGGAACAGACAGACUACAUGUCGGGGUGAAAGGAGAAUGGAGGUGGGAUUGCUAAAAGGAGAGACGGCAGGUGGGCAGAGUACAGCGUUGGGAACUUUGCCCCACAGACGCAUUGGGGCGGGAGGUUCGGGAAGACGGUUUCUCCUUUGCUUUAACCUUUCCCCUCGUUUUUACGUCAACUAGAAUUUAUGUUGGGUUGGGGGUGAGGUGGGACGUUCAGUGUUUGGAAUUGGUCUAAAAGGCCGUCCUGCUAAAAAGUCCUGCUUUCCUGUCCACCGUUUCAUUUCUCUGGCAGACUCUUGUGUCAUCUUGUGUUUGAGUCUUAACUGUAUUUCAGUAUUUUCCAGCCUUAUCAGCUUACGUGCUGUUACAUUAUUCCAAGUGCACCAAUGAUACGCAGCUGUUUAUCUUUGUUAUUGUUAUUUUUGAAACAAAAUUUCACAGUUCCGUAAUGUAGGCACUUUUAUUCGCAUUGUGAUUUACGUAAGACGUAGGGUUAUACUUGGGAGUGCCUGCGAGCGUUUUCUUCCCUCUGUGUGCAGCUGGCUCUGAUCAGUCCCCCCUCCUGCCCUUUCCCAGGUAAUUUAAAUUGGUCAUGGUAGAUUUUGAACAGUUUUUAGGUUGUUACUAAGUUUGGAGUAUAAAUCUGGGAAAGAGAUUUUAUUUACAUUUUAGUGUGGGAUAGAAAGCCACCUUAUUACACAUUUUUUAUUUUUCAAAAUCAUCUAUACUAAAUGAGGAUUUUCUGAUCUGUAUGUUGUGUUUAGCUGCCUUUUUAUAUUUAAAAGAUUAAAAAUAAAAAUUAUGUUCUUAUUAGCUUAAAGUUUGAUUUGAUCUUUGUUUAAAUGCCAAAAUUGUACUUAACUAAAUUAUGUAGAAUGCCAUGCAAUUUGCCGUCUCAUGUGUGUCUGUAGCCAUGCUCAUGGAUGUGUAGAUACACAGCAGUGCUUCCUCAGUGAGUGCUGCUCGUGAGUCGUUUGGCUUUGCUGUUUACUCCCCUUAUGGUAGUUUUUAAUCUAAGAAAAUUUAAGUCUGCGUUUCAGAGCGAUCACAUCUAAAGCUCUCUGUGCAGCCUGUGUGAGGAGUCACGAGUGGCCUCAUCUGUGUCCCUGGCUGCUCAGGGCUCUGGGCGGCGGUGUUUCUGGGCUCGGCAAGUGGGUUUCUGAGCCCCACUGCCCUGGAGAGCGCGGAUGGCCGAAGGACCAUUUUGUACUAUUUCCUGGACGCUAGUCUGAUUAUACUGUGUGUGCUAUAUACGCUCUUCUUUUUGUUGUAGAUUGUCUUAAUGGUAGGUCAAGUAAUAAAAGAGAUUAAAUGAUGCAA